Molecule: messenger RNA, 732 nt
Organism: Homalodisca vitripennis (glassy-winged sharpshooter)
Lineage: Eukaryota; Metazoa; Arthropoda; Insecta; Hemiptera; Cicadellidae
Product: laminin subunit gamma-1-like
Exons: 6
Coding region: 1-732 (243 amino acids)
Source: RefSeq, a predicted model, not a curated record
AUGCCGUCUGCUCAAAGUGCAACUGUCACGGACAUGCAGAGACCUGCAACCCAGUCACUGGGCAAGUGUGGGGAGUGUUUACACCACACAGUGGGUGCGAAUUGUGAAAGUUUGCGCUGCGGGGGGUACUACGGAGAUGCCACACUCGAGUCUGCGACAGCCUGUCAACCCUGCGCAUGUCCACUGACUGUCCCCGGCAACAACUUCAAGCCCCAGUUGUCAUGCAGAGGCAAGACGACUACGUGUGUACUCAGUGUCCACAGGGCUACUUUGGCCGCCAUUGUCAGGAAUUGUCAGGGUAACACCGAGGGCUGGCGAUGUGAGAAGUGUAAACCCCUACAUUACGGUGAUCCAGCGUCCUACGACUGCAAACCUUGUGAGUGCAGUGACAUCGGCUCUGUGAGUGCAGAUUGUCACCCUCAGACUGGCCAGUGUGAGUGCAAGGAACGUUUUGAUGGCAGAAGCUGCAACAGUUGUCAUCCAGGCCUAGGCAACGUGACUGCGGGCUGUGUGCCCUGCAAGUGUGACAGUGUGGGCUCUACCAGUGCUCUGUGUGACCCGCUGAGUGGCUACUGUCCCUGCCACCCGGGGGUGGGUGGUGCCGACUGCUCCUUCUGCCUCCCCCGCCACUACAGGUUCUCUGUGACAGGGUGUAGUGAUUGUGGAUGCAACCAAUUGGGGUCGUUGAGUCAAGAGUGUGACAUAGACACAGGCCAGUGUGAAUGUCUUUGA